GGGUUCAACUCUCCUCUGGGCACCUUGCUCUUCCCUUGUCUUGCCUCAGCACCUCACGCCUCCUCUCACUACAUCCACAAAAUGUCCUUCGCCGGAAGAUGGGAAACUGAAUCUCAGGAGGGAUAUGCGGAGUUCUGCAAGCUGCUUGGCAUCCCCGACGACGUCAUUGAGAGGGGCCGUGACUACAAGCUGAUCACAGAGAUCACACAGGAUGGAAACACCUUCACCUGGACACAGCUGUACCCCGCCAACCACAAGGUCACCAACACCUUCACCGUUGGCCAGGAGACUGACAUGGAGACCAUCGGAGGGAAGAAGUUCAAGGCCACAGUCAUCAUGGAUGGAGGCAAGCUGACGGCUACCUUUCCCAACUACCACCACACCUCAGAGAUCGCUGGAGGCAAGCUUGUUGAGACUUCCAAAGCCGGGUCUGUAGUGCUGAAGAGAACCAGCAAGAAGAUCUAACUUUGACCUCCUGUAGUUAAUAUCAAUAAACUGUGCUUAAAAUACCAACUGAA
Periophthalmus magnuspinnatus is the source of this 518-nucleotide messenger RNA. Its product is annotated as gastrotropin-like. The transcript has 4 exons. Gene Ontology annotation, cellular component: cytosol; nucleus. Bases 82 to 465 code for a protein of 127 amino acids. Gene Ontology annotation, molecular function: fatty acid binding. NCBI's taxonomy places the organism in Eukaryota, Metazoa, Chordata, Actinopteri, Gobiiformes, Gobiidae. The record is from RefSeq and is a predicted model, not a curated record. Gene Ontology annotation, biological process: fatty acid transport.